UUUAAUCUUUGUGUUCACUAAACAUUAAUGUCCUCUCUGCCUCUCUCCCAAUUAAUUCGGAGAAUAGCUUCACUAACAGUUGAAAUUCUGUUUUAUGGGUGUGAUUGCAGCUUUGGAGAAUAUGGCGCUUAAUAAGCCAGCACAACAGUCGUCAGAAAGUUUACUUUAUAGUGGAAUUGCGAAGAAGGCAGUGGAUGGAAACACCGAUGGAAAUUUUCUUCAUGGUUCUUGCACCCAUACAGAUGAAUCAUAUUUAGCUAAUAAACCAUGGUGGAAGGUGGAUCUGAUGGGUUUCUACAAAGUCAGCGGUGUGGAAAUUUUCACAAGAACUGACUGUUGUAGUUACAGACUAAAGCAAUUUGAAGUGCGAGUGUCUCUGGUGAAUCCAACAACUUUUCCCUCUAAUGAAGGACAGCAGUGCUUCUAUCGAACUGAUGAAGUUCCUACAUCUGGACUCUACAUCAACUGCACUCAGCCAAUCAUCGGCCGCUACGUCAGCUUGUUUAAACCUAACCUCUACGUUCUGUCCAUCUGUGAACUGCGCGUGUUCGCCGACAGAGCAGGUGCUUAUUCUGGCUUUUUGGACAAUUUUCGAGCAGUCGGCAAAGCUAACAAAUCAUUUGAAGGCGUUUCCGCGUCCACGUGCGCAGUGAGAUGUGCGCAGACCGACAGCUGCUUUGUCUUCAACUUCCGGAGGUCAACAGCAGCUUCAAAACCCAGUGUCACGUGUGAGGUCCUGUUGGGCCUCAGUGCCUUUGUCCCAUUCAACGAGUCCAACCUGAUUGCACAAAAUGGUUCCAGACUAAAGCAGUUUGAAGUGCGAGUGUCUCUGGUGAAUCCAACAACUUUUCCCUCUAAUGAAGGACAGCAGUGCUUCUAUCGAACUGAUGAAGUUCCUACAUCUGGACUCUACAUCAACUGCACUCAGCCAAUCAUCGGCCGCUACGUCAGCUUGUUUAAACCUAACCUCGACGUUCUGUCCAUCUGUGAACUGCGCGUGUUCGCCGACAGAGCAGCGUUGGAGAAUGUGGCACUGAAUAAACCAGCUCAGCAUGUGUCAGAGUAUCAGUAUUCCUACGCGCCUGCAGGCAAGGCUGUGGACGGAAAUACAGAUGGCAAUUUUUAUCAUGGCUUCUGCUCUCACACGAAGGUAGAAGUACAAAGUACUACUUGGUGGAAGGUUGACCUGAUGGGUUUCUUCAAAGUCACCAGCAUUCAAAUUUUCACAAGGACAGACUGUUGUGACUUCAGACUACAAAAGUUUGAAGUCCGAGUGUCACUAACGAAUCCAGUGAAGUUCCCUUCCAGUGAAGGUCAGCAGUGCUUCUAUCGUACAGACCAAGUCCCUACAUCCGGUCUCUAUGUCAACUGCACUCAGCCAAUCAUCGGCCGCUACGUCAGCUUGUACAAAGCAACCCUCGAUGCUCUGACCCUUUGUGAACUUCGUGUGUUUGCCGACAAAGCAGGUAUGACCAUGUCCCUUGUUAUCUCCUGUGUUCAACACGGCAAAGAAACACUACAGAGCAAUAGAAUGAUUCUGGUUCACUUCUGA
This is a messenger RNA of Pomacea canaliculata, 1552 nucleotides long. RefSeq lists its product as uncharacterized. Bases 95 to 1552 code for a protein of 485 amino acids. The record is from RefSeq and is a predicted model, not a curated record. The transcript has 6 exons. NCBI's taxonomy places the organism in Eukaryota, Metazoa, Mollusca, Gastropoda, Architaenioglossa, Ampullariidae.